Drosophila subobscura is the source of this 2381-nucleotide messenger RNA. RefSeq names its product protein O-mannosyl-transferase 2 (gene twisted). Gene Ontology annotation, molecular function: dolichyl-phosphate-mannose-protein mannosyltransferase activity. The record is from RefSeq and is a predicted model, not a curated record. Gene Ontology annotation, cellular component: endoplasmic reticulum; membrane. NCBI's taxonomy places the organism in Eukaryota, Metazoa, Arthropoda, Insecta, Diptera, Drosophilidae. The transcript is spliced from 8 exons. Gene Ontology annotation, biological process: protein O-linked glycosylation via mannose. Bases 102 to 2336 code for a protein of 744 amino acids.
ACUUCAGUUCAGUUGUUUUUGUUGACGUAUGCAGCACGCAGGGAAAUGCUUUGCUCUGAUCCGAUCCAACGGUAUUAAGGCUGAAAAUCGAACAAUAAAAUAUGGCAGCAAGCGUUGUUAAGACUCCGAAAUGUGCCAGGCGGGGAUCGACCAAGGAGCAGCAGUCCAAGGCCUCAAAGUCAACAAAAGACUCAAGCAAUUGGCACUGGUGGCUACUGUUGGCCUCCGUCUUCCUAAUUACCUUUGCCACACGCUUCUACAAGGUCACCGAACCGGAUCACAUCUGCUGGGAUGAGACGCACUUUGGCAAGAUGGGCAGUUGGUACAUCAAUCGAACAUUCUUCUUCGAUGUCCAUCCACCGCUGGGCAAGAUGCUGAUCGGACUGUCCGGCUACCUGACUGGCUACAAUGGCACAUUUCCGUUUGAGAAGCCCGGCGAUAAGUACAACGAGACAGCCUAUCAGGGCAUGCGUUAUUUCUGCACAACGCUGGGCGCUCUGAUCAUGCCCAUGGGCUUUGAUACUGUCUACGAUCUGACGCGCUCCCAUGAGGCGGCGCUGCUGUCGGCAGCAUAUCUGAUAUUUGAUGUUGGCCUGCUCACGCUGAAUCAAUACAUUCUGCUGGACCCCAUUCUGCUGUUCUUCAUGAUGGGCUCCGUCUGGGGCAUGGUGAAGAUCUCGAAGGCCACCGCCGCGGGCGGCUCCUACAGCAGGCGCUGGUGGUUCUGGCUCUUCCUCACCGGCACCAUGCUCUCGUGCACCAUCAGCGUGAAGUUUGUGGGCCUGUUCGUGGUGCUGCUGGUGGGUCUGCACACGGCCACCGAGCUGUGGAUCAUCCUGGGCGACCUGGGCCAGCCGAUUGUGGAGACCCUCAAGCAGAUCGCCUGCCGUGCGCUCAGCCUCAUCCUCUGGCCCAUACUCCUCUACACGCUCUUCUUUUACAUCCAUCUGAGCGUGCUCAAUCGCAGUGGCAAUGGCGAUGGCUUCUACAGCUCCGCCUUCCAGUCGCGCCUCAUUGGCAACUCGCUGUACAAUGCCAGCAUGCCGCGCGACGUGGCCUACGGCUCCGUGGUGACCAUCAAGAACCACAAGACGGGCGGCGGCUAUCUGCACUCGCACUUCCACUUGUAUCCGAAGGGAGCGGGUGCCCGGCAGCAGCAGAUCACCACCUACACGCACAAGGACGACAACAACAAGUGGCUGAUCAAGCCGCACAACAAGCAGCGUCUGGCCAAGGACAAGCUGCAGCUGCUGCGGCACGGCGAUCUCGUGCGGCUGGAGCACUUGGUGACCAAGCGGAAUCUGCACUCGCACAGCGAACCGGCGCCCAUGACCAAGAAGCAUCUGCAGGUCACCGGCUAUGGCGAGGCGGGUGUGGGCGAUGCCAACGAUGUGUGGCGCGUGCUGGUGGUGGGCGGCAAGGUCAACGAGACGGUGCACACGGUCACCUCGCGCCUGAUGCUGGUCCACUAUCUGCAGAACUGUGCCCUCACCUCCAGCGGCAAGCAGCUGCCCAAGUGGGGCUUUGAGCAGCAGGAGGUGUCCUGCAACCUGAAUGUGCGCGACAAGAACGCACACUGGAAUGUCGAGGACAAUGAGCACAAGUUGUUGCCCAGUGUCAGCUUCAGUGUCUAUGCGCCUGGAUUCUUUGCCCGCUUCCUCGAGUCCCAUGCCGUCAUGCUGCAGGGCAACGCCGGCCUCAAGCCCAAGGACGGGGAGGUGACCAGCAGACCCUGGCAGUGGCCCAUCAAUUAUCGCGGCCAGUUCUUUUCGGGCAGCAGCUAUCGCAUUUAUUUGCUGGGCAAUCCCAUCAUUUGGUGGAGCAAUCUCGUCUUUCUGGCCCUCUUCGUGGCCAUCUUUCUGGGCAAUGCCGUGCUGCAGCAGCGACGCGCUGGCCAGUGCCGCGCAGACAGGAGCGAGGACAGCGCCAACUCCAGCACGGAUGUGUGCAGCUGCUGCCCCGAGGAGGAGCCAUUGGAGGUGCAGCAGCAGCAGCGGCAGCAGCAUCACAGCGAUCCACUUCGUGCCGCUGCCUGGCUAUUCAUUGGCUGGCUGCUGCACUAUCUGCCCUUCUGGGCCAUGGGACGAGUGCUUUACUUUCAUCAUUACUUUCCAGCGCUCAUCUUCAACUCACUGCUGACGGGUGUAAUGUUCAACUACAUGAUACAGUCGCUGCCCCGCUGGUUGCAGCACAUACUGCUGGGUGGCCUGUUGUCGCUGAUUGUCUACAGCUUUGCGCUCUUCUCGCCGCUGGCCUAUGGCAUGAGCGGGCCGCUGGCCAAUGAGCCCAACAGCACGAUGCACAGCCUCAAGUGGCUCUCCACGUGGGAGUUCUAGGCCCAAACGCACAACUCACUUAAAGCCAAUUUAUUUACGUUUAGC